AUGGCAUCUUCAUCAUCUUCUCCUCCAGUCGUGGCCUUUUCUUCUCGAUUAUGGAAGUACCAUGUUUUUCUUAGCUUUAGAGGCGAAGAUACUCGUAAGACUUUUGUAGAUCAUCUCUACACAGCUCUUGUACAACAAGGGAUCCACACUUACAAGGAUGAUGAAACACUUCCUCGGGGAGAAACAAUCGCCCCAUCCCUUAUGAAGGCUAUCGAAGAAUCACAGAUAGCUGUUAUUGUAUUCUCUAAAAAUUAUGCAAAUUCUUCAUGGUGCUUAGAUGAACUUGCAUAUAUUAUGAAAUGCAAGGAUACGAAAGGCCAAACCGUGAUGCCUACAUUUUAUGACGUGCAGCCCUCUGCAGUGCGAAAACAAAAACAGAAAUAUGGAGAAGCAUUUUCCAAACAUGAGUUGGAGAACAACAAGAAGGUUGAAUCUUGGAGAAAAGCACUUGUGGAUGCAAGUAACAUUUCUGGAUGGGAAGUCAAGCUCAUGGCCAAUGGGUAA
This is a messenger RNA of Lactuca virosa, 504 nucleotides long. The record is from the annotation of a GenBank genome assembly. Lineage: Eukaryota; Viridiplantae; Streptophyta; Magnoliopsida; Asterales; Asteraceae.